GUUAAUGCUUAAGUAAGGUGCUAUUCUCGAUUCGACGAAGCUUCAUUUCUAGUCGCUACAAAGUAAUCUUUCAGAUCUGAUAUUUAGAGAUCGCAGAAGGAUCCGUCCGAGCCCGGCACAAGCUUCUUUCGCCCUAAAAUAUUCAGGAUGGCUGGCGAAAAUAGGAAAGACAAGAAAACUCUGAUUAUAAUUCUGGUCUUAGCUGUUUUAGGAAGCAUCAUAGCUUUGGUUGUGAAUUCCCUCAAAAGAAUAGAUACAUGGGAAGUCGGUAUUUCCUACGAUGUCCAUCAAAAGAAGCUUGGAGAUAAAAUCCAGACUGCAGGGCUCCACAUGGGUACACCAGGCUUCCAGUUCAUCAAGUUCCCCAGUGUAUUUAAGACGAUCAAAUUCAACAAGAUCACUUGCUUCAACAAGGAAGGCGUAAGCAUUGUAAUCCAUGAGCAGUUCCAGUACCGUGCGAGACCCAAGAACCUACGAGAUAUAAUUAUACGGUAUAAGAACCAUGAAACUUAUGCCAAAUUGCUAAGGUCUCUCGCCUUGGCUGCGAUUCACGAUUCUUGCAGCGCGUUUAACGUCACGCAGUUCCAAACACAACGAGCCGUUUUCCAAGAAUACGUCAGAACGUUGACUGCACAGCGAUUUAACAAUGUGAGCGCUGAUCUGACUGAUCUGCAAGUUAGUAGUAUUGUGAGACCUGCGUCGUAUGAGACAGCGGUCAGAAAUAUGGAAAGUGCUGAAGAGAACAUCAAGCUAGCUAAAGCGCAGCGACCAAGGUUACUUAUAACAGCGAACACCGCCAAACAAGAAGCAAUAACCGCUGCACAAAUCACCAAGCAAAAGGCCGAUGCUGAAGCAAGUGUGAUUCUCGCUCAAGCAGACGCCACAGCUGCUGGGAUCACGUCGACUUUUGAAGCAGAAGCAACAGCCUACGAGGCAGUACUCACCAACCAAAAUCUGACCAUAGAAGGACUCUUGUCUUACAUGGCGGUGCGUGCGGUUGCAGAGAAAGGAAAGGUCAGCGUGAAUCUGAAAGAACCGGCAAGAACCAAGUACACUCAUACUUGAUUGGCAUCAAUUAUUUCAAAGGAAACCUUUUGAAAGUAUAUAAUAUAGAUCUUCCUCUAAUAGAGACAUCAGGCUCUUUGGACGCAUCGGCCUUGAAGACACAACCGAGGUUAAAUUGUUCUCUCCCGCGAUGUUAGUUCCGCAGUCAAGCAUUUGAGGCCAAAAACUGCGCGGAAUAAGACCCUUGCAUUAUAGUAUCAUCUACGACUACCAGAGUUCCGUGCACACUUUCUUGUGUUCAGUUAAUUAGCACUAUUGUCUUAGAGUGCAUACCAUAAAUUC
Actinia tenebrosa (Australian red waratah sea anemone) is the source of this 1347-nucleotide messenger RNA. RefSeq lists its product as uncharacterized. Lineage: Eukaryota; Metazoa; Cnidaria; Anthozoa; Actiniaria; Actiniidae. The record is from RefSeq and is a predicted model, not a curated record.